UAAAAGGUAAUACUAUCUGUUCAUAUGUCCACACUUUUUGUCAAAUUACAGCCUAUUAGGCAUUUAUCGAACAAGUAGGCUACAUUUAUUAUUUCAGAGCUUUGAAAGCUAUUUGAAAGUGAAACUAAAUAAAGCUGUAGGCUAGUUAUCGGCUAAUGUGGGUGGACACCUGAUAAUUUGUUUGCACUGAUAUUUCCAUUAACAGUAACGAAUUAAAAUAACCAGUGAUUGCUUAGGGAAGUUCAGUUUAAGUAAUAAUAAAACCUUAAAAUCCAUGUUCUAAACAUUUAGAUAACAUGUGCAAAACAAGUGAAAAUACAAUGAAAUUCUCCAGGUUCUCUGAAAUGUAUAAUGAUCAUUGUUUAUCGUUUUGCACCAUAUGAAUUCAUUCUUUCCAUUUCAUGUCAUAUUUUUUUUUACCCAUUUUUUUAAAUGUUCAAUUAGCUUAUUUAUUUUUCAUUAAGUAGUAUUUGUUUAAAACAUUGAUCAAAAUUAAAGACAUGCCGAUCUUGGGAAAACACCAUCUUACUUUUACUAUGAAUUCAUAGGUCUUAUACUGUAAGGGACACUUUACAAUCCAGGUUUCAGGCGUUACGAAAAAACUUAAUUACGGGACCACCUAUUAGUAUUUAUCUAUACGUUAAUUAACUUUAGUGAUUCAAUGGCGUGGUUGGUUUGGUGUUUGCUUCUCACCUCGGUGGUUGCGGGUUCGAUUCUCGGUCAUUCCAUUGAGGAGUGAGAGAUGUGUUUUUCUGGUGAUAGAAGUUCACUCUCGACGUGGUUCGGAAGUCACGUAAAGCCGUUGGUCUAGUUGCUGAAUAACCACUGGUUCCAUGCAACGUAAAAACACCAUACAAACAAACAUUAACUCGCUUCCCCUUUUUCGUUUUUCGCAGUUUGAUGUCCCGUCAGACGAAAACCGCGUCAAAAGGGCGCUCCUCAUAGGAGGCACUGCUUGUGUCUGCGUCGGCAUCGUGUGCAUCAACAGCUACGGACACAGACUACCCCUGAAAAUCACGGGCGUUGUUUGCCUCUUCUUCGGAGUCUUCAUGCUUGGAUGCUUAGUGUCGAUUUUCUGCUACGCCAGAAGGAAACAGGAAUUGUACCGUGAAUAUCCAAGCGGCACCAGAGUCCAACAAUCGCAUUCUAGACAUCUUCGGCAGCCGUUGUCCCCAUCCCAUCCACCUGGUGUGCUUCCUUCUCCUCCUACAGAGAAUGCUCCCUCUGAUGUUCGCCAAGGUUAUUUUCUUGUCAAUGGGCAGCAGCCUACUGGAGUUGGCCCUCAAGUGGCGGGUUACUCACCUAAUUUCAGAGUGCAGCCUUCGGUGUACCAUGUAGUCAUUGAUGGGCAGCAGCUACCACAUCACCCCUCAGCCCAUGGUAGGCCUACAUCAAGGACUUCUUCUGGUAGGCCGAGAUCAAGGACUCCUCCUGUUGGGCAUAGAUCAAGGACUCCUUCUGGUAGGCCUAGAUCAAGGACUCCUUCAGGUAGGCCUAGAUCAAGGACUCCUUCUGGUGAGCAUAUAUCAAGGACUUCUUCUCCUGUUAACAGGCGGUCGACUCAACACCAAUCUCCUAACAGGAGUCGAUCUCAAGUCGUUGGUGGAGAUCCUCCACCAUAUUGUUCGGUAGUUAGCGAGCGCCCUUGGGAGAACCCUCCCUCUUACCUGGAGGUGUCUUCGUGCCUCGUCCGAAGAGCCAGUGCUGGAGAGGCGGCCAUACAUCUAUCUGCCCCAGACAUUUCCAUUGUUAGUGACCAAGAAUAUCUUGCGUCUCCUACUUCUAGGUCUUCUGUAGCCAGUAAUCCAACUGAAUCGGAAUAUCUACCUUCACCGCCUCAUGAAUAUUGACUUCUUACUCCUUGAAAUCCCAGAGCAAUGAAGGUUGUUUCCCCUUGAAAUCCCAGUGAUGAUAGUUGUUUCCCCCUGAAAUCACAGUGCAAUGAAGGUUUACUCCUUCAAAUUACAGAGCAAUGAGCGUAGUUUCCCUUGAAAUCACAGAGCAAUGAACGUAGUUUCCCCUUGAAAUCACAACAAUGAAGGUUGUUUCCACUUAAAAUCACAGAGCAGUGAAAGUUGUGACGCUCCGAGUUUUGUUGUGUAUCUUGUGAUAUCACAGAGCAGUGUAAAAUGCGAUGCUGCAGCAUGCCAGUUAUCUUGUGAUGACAGACCGAUUGGAGUAUAUUUGUGAUAUGAUAACGUGUCUGCCUAGGAGUGUUAAGAUAAGAGAUUUCUAAAAUAUUUUCGGCAAAGGGGAAAUUUACAGUUAAUGAAACAUUCUAUUCGUCAGUGAAGAUAAAAGACCGAAAGAGAUAGAGUAAAUAUAGUGAUUUAAUAAUUAUCUGAAAUCUUGGGUUAUCUCCACUGAAUGCAGUGCUUACGUUUCAACGUAUGAUAACUCGUUGCUUGCUUCCGUAAAGUUCCUGGUAUUGUAAAGCUGUCUGAAUUAUCUGUUCACGUAUACGGUGGAUAGCUGGAUAGCUCAUAACCAAUGAAUACAACCUAUUAUAUUUAUAUAAUUUUAUUUAUUGUAUUAUUAUUUACGUAAUUUUAUACCGCCAUGCCUUCUAAA
Molecule: messenger RNA, 2571 nt
Organism: Macrobrachium nipponense
Lineage: Eukaryota; Metazoa; Arthropoda; Malacostraca; Decapoda; Palaemonidae
Exons: 2
Coding region: 834-1850 (338 amino acids)
Source: RefSeq, a predicted model, not a curated record